GACAUCAUCGUCGUCCUUUUAUUAUUUAUUAAAUUUAAUUUAGGAUUUUAUUAUAUAAUAAUUAUAAUUGUAAUUAUUAUUAUAGGUAAAUAAUUGUAUCUUGCCGUAAAACAUUUUGGAUAGAAAUAAUAAUAAGUAAGAGUAAAAAUAAUAACAACAACAACGACGACAACAACGACAACAACAACAAUAUUUUAUAAUUGAAGUAAAGUUCAGUGUGUUUGUUUAACAAAUUCUUUAGAUGAGGAAUUAGCUUUUGAACGAGCGGGAAAAAAAUUAGCAAAGAAGAUAGAAAGAAAGAAUUAAAGGAAAAAUAGGUAAAAAUAAAGGAAUAAAGAUAGAAGGAUGGUUAAGACGGCAGUAACCAGGAAUCCUCAACUGCUCAUCAUCAGACCGGAGUCUGAACUGGAGUUUGUCGGUGAUCCGAGCCAGGUGAACACCUCUCAGAUAGUCUUACAGAACACGACGGACAGGAAGAUCGGCUUCAAGGUACUCACCAAUGCACCACACCUUUUCUUUGUCAGGCCUGCUUUCGAGGUCAUCUUGCCCUACAGUCAGUGCUGCAUCAGUGUGAUGGUCCAACCACCGAACUCAAAAGAGUUAGAGAACUUUCGGCACCACAAGUUAAUGAUCCAGUCCAUCGUUGUUCAACCGGAGAGUACUGAAAGUAUCGAUAAAUUUAUCGCCAGAAACGCCAACAGUCCAGAAAUUAUGGAGACCAAACUAAUUUGCGCAUUCAAGACAACCUACACAUCGGAAUUGGAACUUCCUCUGGCAGUCAGUGGAGACGAUUCACACGACGGAACGGGAUCACGCGGAAAUGAGAUGCCAGGAUUUGGAGAUGACAUUAUGAAAUUUCAAGAGAGUCUGCGAAAUAAAUCUUCUACGCAGAUGAAACUAUGUCUUCUUGCCGUUGUCGUUGCUGUGGUUGCUUUCCUGGCUUAUUACUUUUAUUUCGGAGUCAAUGUCGAUGGUGACGCGGAGAAUGAAACUGAAGAUUGAAGAAAAUAACGCAUAAUAACAAAUCAGUUUAGAACAUUUAGGAUUAGUAAAUAUAUACUACCUAAUAUAAAUUAACAUUUUCGUUUAUUCACCGAUCUAUUCUAAUUAUCGAUCUAGGGUAAUAAUCAAAAGAUGAGUAACUUAAAUAAAUACUUAAUGCUUGCUUUUGGUAAUUCAAUAUAGAUUAUUAACGAUUUUAAUUUGAAAUUUAAAAAUAAUACAAAUCUUUAGAGUCACCUUAAAAGGCAUGGAUAGCCAUUAACUAGCCGGGUAUGAUGAAUGUAUGUGCGUGGAUGUGUGUCUGUGUGUGUAGAUGUGUGCGAUCUUACGUGACGUGUACGUAUAAACGUAUGUGCGCUUUCGUAAUUUAUCCGACUGUACGAAAGGUAACUGUCAAUGA
This is a messenger RNA of Helobdella robusta, 1402 nucleotides long. RefSeq lists its product as hypothetical. Gene Ontology annotation, molecular function: FFAT motif binding. The transcript has 6 exons. Bases 346 to 1002 code for a protein of 218 amino acids. The record is from RefSeq and is a predicted model, not a curated record. Gene Ontology annotation, cellular component: plasma membrane; endoplasmic reticulum membrane. Gene Ontology annotation, biological process: endoplasmic reticulum membrane organization. Lineage: Eukaryota; Metazoa; Annelida; Clitellata; Rhynchobdellida; Glossiphoniidae.